AUGGCGGCUGCCGCUAGAACCGGUCUGCCUCUCCUCCGCACACAGACAUUCCACGCCCGGCCUCAAGCCCUCGAACUCUUGCGAGCGAUCCCACUGCACAACCUACAGCUUUCAACUUGCCUCAAAACGAAUUAUUCUUUGAUCGGACAAUUUAAUAGCGCUUCUUGUCACUGGAGAAAAUCCAAAGUUAACUCGGGUCAUCCCGUUCACUGGCAUUCAUAUCCAGCACCAGCAAGUCUGCUUCCUGCAUUUGCAGUUCAUCCGCUCUGCUCGGCGACACAAGGAGUAUCAGGUUCGACUCGGAAGUGGUCGGGUAGCGGUGCUCCUAGCCGUUCCCAGUCUGGUGUGCACGUGCCUACAGCACCGUCAGACUGCGCGUUUUCCCCCGACUGGCGUUCGGUGUGCUGUUCCCAAACGUUCAGUGCCGUGAGCACUACCACGUUGGAAAGGCAAAUUACCAAAGAAAAUUCCAAAAACGGGAUAGAAUGCCUGAACGCUGAGUCUGAGAACUGUUUCGGAUUCGCUUUGCUUUUGAGGCACCGUUGUGGCUUACAUUCCGGAUCUGUCGAUCCUCCGCUCUGCAGCCUUACCCGGAGGAAACCCACGUGGCAACGACAAACGACAGCGUUUCUAAGCUCCACAAUGGCGAGACAACCACUUGAAACGUCAUACGAACAACGCAAGGACUCAGAGUUUUCUCCUGGGUUAGAAGGAGUCGUUGCGGGAGAAUCGGCCAUUUCAAGUGUUGGACCGGCCAGUUUAGCAGGCCUGACAUAUCGAGGAUAUCGCAUCGAUGACCUGACUGAGAAAGCGACCUUCGAGGAAGUCGUGUUUCUGUUGUUGCACGAUCGACUACCUACGAAGCAGGAAUUGGAUGCUCAGCACCAGGAACUUGUUCUAGCUCGUAGACUACCGCCUAGCCUUAAAGCAUGCCUCGAGUACUUCCCCAAAAAUUCACACCCUAUGGAUGUCGUGAGGACCGGCUGCUCGAUGAUGGGGAUGCUCGAACAAGAAAAUGCUCCUCCAGACCAACAAGCGAAGAUAGGCCUCAGACUCAUAGGAAUGUACAGUAGCAUGUUGCUCUACUGGUAUCACUACGCCCAUCACGGGAUACGAAUAUGCGAGGAAACUGAUCCAGCGGACUCCGUUGCCGCCCAUUUCCUAAAGCUUUUAAAUCAGCACAGCUCCGGCCCGCACCCUCUCGAAGUGAAGGCCGUUGAUAUUUCCCUCAUUCUUUACGCGGAACAUGAUUUCAACGCAUCCACUUUCGCAGCUCGAGUAACCGCAGCCACACGGUCCGAUAUCUACAGCGCAAUCUGCAGCGCCAUCGGGACUCUGAAGGGGCCUCUCCACGGCGGCGCCAAUGAGGCGGCGAUUAUGUUCUUGAGAAAACUGCGAGACAUGCAACAAGCCGAUCAAGAACUUGAAUCGAUCUGGCGCCAUCAUGAGAGGGUUAUGGGGUUUGGUCACCGCCUGUACAAGGAAGGCGACCCUCGCUCUCACAUCAUGAUGAAGGUGGCGCUCGACCUUGCCCAGAAUGCGCCGAAAAAGGACCCCAAUCUUGUACAGAUUGCUCAGCAUAUCGAGGAGAGAAUGGAGAAGGAGAAACACUUGCCGGCGAAUGUAGACUUCCCCUGCGCCCUUGCCUACCAUCAGUGCGGCAUUCCGACAGACUUGUAUACGCCGCUGUUUGUGCUAGCUCGCACUGCAGGGUGGACCGCACACAUCAUGGAGCAGCGUGCCAACAACAGGCUGAUUCGGCCUGUUUCUCACUAUGUGGGACCUCCCGUUCGACCAUUCCCCUCUUUCGAAGAACGCGAAAAACUAGCCAACCCUUCUGAGCAGUCCAGAAGUCGGCUCUAACUUUACACAUAUACUUACCAUUACACGAAUCCGCCCUCUUUGUCGGUCCACCUAGGCACAGUCAGGCAGCGAUCUAGAUCGCCUCUGGGUCUAGGAUUUUGUCCGGUUUCUUCUGGGGGGAUGAAACUGGAAUUGCAUGCGUCUGUUCGUGCUCAGUGCUUCAUAUUGGCGGGGCACAGCUCGCCCACAAAUGACGCCACAUGCAUCAUCGCACAAGCAGAUGCAUACGUGUGUGCUACAGUUCUGUUUGUCGGUCCACCUAGGCACAGUCAGGCAGCGAUCUAGAUCGCCUCUGGUCUAGGAUUUUGUCCGGUUUCUUCUGGGGGGGCGAAACAAGGAUUGCGCGCUUCUGUACGUGUCGGGGCUUUAGUGUUUUGUUGGGGAUGCGAUUCAACGGCUCAUGGUUAUUUUUUUUUAUUGAGAAGCAGAGUUGGGUUUUUGAACAGGAGACAAUGACACUUUAUCUAAUCAG
Molecule: messenger RNA, 2335 nt
Organism: Toxoplasma gondii ME49
Lineage: Eukaryota; Apicomplexa; Conoidasida; Eucoccidiorida; Sarcocystidae
Product: citrate synthase, putative
Exons: 9
Coding region: 1-1863 (620 amino acids)
Biological process (GO): tricarboxylic acid cycle; carbohydrate metabolic process
Cellular component (GO): mitochondrial matrix
Molecular function (GO): 2-methylcitrate synthase activity
Source: RefSeq, a predicted model, not a curated record